CAUAAUGGCCUCAUCACUGACAAUAAUGCUUGAAUAUUAGCACAGCUUUGACAAAGCUAGCUUAGCUUUACUAUGGACACAGCACUUGGCCAUUGUCUCGCCCAAAGUCAGCAGACUAUUAUAAACGUUAUUACAGUUAAACUAACCAGUUAAUUGGUGUCGGAAUGGGGUUUAGGUUGUUGCGUAAUUCCGUGUAUUAACCCAGCGUCUCUUUGUGGCUAAAAUAACAUACCUCCAGGCUUGCCUGUGGAUGAAGAGCUAGCCAGAUGUUGUAGCUGCUGUUUCCUCAAAGUCAACUUUAGAUGCACCUUUGUACUUCGGAGGAUAAGUUUAUUAUAAAGUCUACUUUAGUACUCUGUUUGAGAUACUUCUCAGUCCUACCUAACACCCAGUGCUCCCUUAAUGGUGAUGGACAUGAGCUGAUAUGGAACAGCCUUCUGACAACUCAGAUGGUUUACAGCCUCAGGAACUCUCCACCUCCGCCUGCAGCCUUCCUCACGUUUUUGACCUGACGAAGAACGGCGAAGAAUGUCUGUUGAAAGCCAACUCGAUAGAGGCCUUGCAUGUUGUCCAGCCGCCAGGGUGGUACCUGAGUUCCGGGACCAGCAACGGGUCAGUGCUUCCAGAAGAAGACACUGAUCCAUCACUUCAGCCCAGUGAGCAGAUCCAACCAGACAAUGCGCUUUCCAACACAACAGUUACCCUCUCGUAUGUGACCAGGUCCCAUGUGUUUUCUGCCCAUGACUCACUCUCGCAACAUUCACAGAUUUACAGUGUUCCAAUAAGCAAGGCGUUUUCUCUACACCCCACUGCGUAUGAUGCUAGCCAGCUGGUCACCGAUCCAGGUGGAGCGCCGCUCUGUGUGGAAAUGGACCAACACUGCCUGCAGCAGGUCGCCAUGCCUGUCAGCUUAGCCACCUGCACCAGUUCCUUCGAUUUUGUCACGCCAGCACAGGUUUCAGAGAACGUUGCAAGUCUCUGUCUUCUUCAGCAGGCACACAACAUCAGUGGUAUACAAGAUGUCGAGAGCCUUGCUCUGGAGACGCUCAGAUCAUUACAACAGAACAAUCCGACUGAAUGCAAGAUUCCUCUCAACCUGGAAGAAAUUCAGAACGGCGCUGUUGGCAGCUUGUGGAACGCAGGAUCCAUUGAUGGGAGCUUUCCAGCUGGCCAUGUUGAGAAUAUAGUGGAUCAGCACAAGAACGGCAACCCAGAGGUACUUUUCCUGAUCUCCAGAACCAACGAACCAGUUAUUUUACCGACCGAUCAGGAGCCGGCAGGCCUUGCUGUCACACUAAAUCACGAGUUUAUAAGUGCACUGGAAGAUUCCAUUUCUCCCUCUUUCGCCUCACUGAUAGGGGUAAAGGAUGUUUCCAUUCUGCCCCAGACCGCUGUACCCCAAAGUGAAGAGAACUCGCUUGCUGAAGAAACUAACAUUAGGCAAGAUGAAUUAAGUAAUGUGGAAUCCGACCCUCUCACGAGCGUGGAAGAGAGAGAUUCGUCAUCUGCCGCAGAUGCAUUAAGUACCACCAUUAGCAGUGAACUAACAGACAAUGAUGUAUCCAGGACAGAACAGUCUGAAUCGAGCAGGGCAUUAGCUGAGGUACAGAAAGGGGAGACACAUGAACAUAAUGUGACACAUAAGAAAACACAAACUAAACGCUUGCUUGCCAAAAACCAAACACUAGUAAGAAAAGAACUUCCUCCAAGAAGUAGAAGAGGGAUGAGGUUAGAGGCUAUUGUUCAGAAUAUCUUCCCUUCCAGGUACAAAUCCAGUCAUGUCUCAUCUGCAAAGAAAUGUCAGCGUUCUGACGCCCAGCCGGAUGAGACCACUCAUCUGGGACCUAGCCAAGAUGUGUCAUUUGGCAACAACAACAGCAACGUUUUAGAGGAGGAAUGUCCUCCGAAGGUUGGGACUGAAACUAAUGAAAAGACAGCUCAAUUACAGGAAGUGACAGAAGAAACAGAUGUCGCUGAUCCAAGCAAAAUAUCUACCUCAUGUUCCAGAACUGUUUCAAAACAUUCACUAGCUAUCCCAUCCCCAGGGAUGUCACACAAACCUAUUAAAUCUGUCAAGAAAUCAAAGAAACGACAGAGUUUUUCAAACACUUCUCCAGUAAGGGUAGGAAAAAGGACAACACUGCCUAGAUCCAAACAUACAAAAAGCCCUUUAAAGCAAUGUGUUUCAUCUACGAGCGGCAAAAGUCCAGCAAAAGUACUGAAAAAAGUUACCACACCGCCUAAAAAGAAAAGGAAAAAGCAUAAAGCGGGGCAGUCUUCCAUGUUCUCUCCGAGGGAACCUGAAAUAAUGCUCAAAUACGUCAGCUAUAAAGAGGAGAAAAGGGAAAAGAGGGACGAGACCUUCUCACCUUUCAUACAUGUAGAAGUGAAAGCAUAUCCUACCUGUACAGUAAUCAACUACCCUGAUGAGAGUGCCAGGCUGAGCCGAGGGAAGCGGCCUACAACGGUCACGUCUGGAAAAAUCCCCACUACACCAUGUCUGCAGUACAGCCGCGUCUCCACGGAGGGCACGCGCUGGGACGCUCUUGUGUGCUGCCUUUGCGGAGCCUCUGCGAACGCUAUGGACCUGGGUGAUUUGCAUGGACCGUACUAUCCUGAGGGUUUCAGACCUGAAGCAAAGCUGCCUACUAACCCACAGGAGCCGAGAGAUGACGACUCCAGUGACUCUGAUUCAUCGAGCAAUCAGACUCGAAAGCCACGUCACAAGCUGCAGGCAGCUGCUCUAGGGCCUUAUCAAAGGUGGAGCAGUGACGGUGAGCUUUCCUGCAGCCGUGCAGCUAAGAGAUCCAGAACGGACACUGUGACAGACUGGUAUGCCCCACCCGUAGUGCCCUUAGAAGCCAGCGAGUACUGGCUCCACGAGGACUGUGGCACAUGGUCAGCUGGGGUCUUUCUCGUGAGAGGGAAGCUUUACGGGCUAGAGAGAGCCAUUAAGAUGGCAAAGGAGACGAUUUGCUCCUCUUGCCAUAAAAUGGGUGCCACACUGGGCUGCUUUUUCAAAGGCUGCCCUAACAAGUAUCACUACAUAUGUGCAAUGCAGUCAGGUUGUGUCUUAUAUGAGGAAAACUUCUCGAUGAAAUGCCGAAAGCACAAGAACAAAUCCAUCAAGGGUUUAUCAUCUAACAAGCAGAACAACAGGUGACAGGGAAGAGGACGCUGCACAAGGAUCCAGAAUCCCGUCUGAGGUUCAGCCACUAUUCUGCCACAGCAACUGACAGAAAAGCUUCUCUGGGACUCAGACACCACAUACCUUAAUGCUUUCUCCUGCCGUUUCACUGUCACUAACUUCUCUUCCAAACGUCAGACUGACUUCAAACACGGCAACAGCUUCUGAACGUUUGCCACUGUUUACAGAUGAAAAGAUCCUCAGUGAAGUAUCCUUCAAGACAAUGGGAUGUAAUCUAGUACUAGACUGACACUCGCGCUCUCUCUCUCUCUCUCUCUCUCUCUCUCUCUCUCUCUCUCUCUCUCUCUCUCUCCUCUGUCUCUCUCUCUCUCUCUCUCUCUCCUCUCUCACUCACUCUCUCUUCUCUGUCUCACAGUCACUCUCCUCUGUCUCACUGUGUCUCUCUCUCUCUCUCUCUCCUCUCUCUCACUCACUCUCUCUUCUCUGUCUCACAGUCACUCUCCUCUGUCUCACUGUGUCUCUCUCUCUCUCCCCUCUGUCUCACUCGCUGUCUCUCUCCUCUGUCUCACUCGCUCUUUCUCUCUCUCUCUCUCUCUCUCUCUCUCUCUCUCUCUCUCUCCCCUCUCUCACCUGCUGUCUCUCUCUCUCUCACUCGCUGUCUGUCUUUCCUCUCUCACUCGCUCUUCCUCUCUCUCUCUGUCUCUCUCUCUCUCCUCUGUCUCUUUCGCUGUCUGUCUCUCCUCUGUCUCACUCGUUGUCUCUCUCUCCUCUGUCUCACUUGCUCUUUCUCUCUCUCUCUCUCUCUCUCUCUCUCCUCUGUCUCACUCACUGUCUGUCUCUCCUCUGUCUCACUCGCUCUUUCUCUCUCUCUCUCCUGUCUCACUCGCUCUUUCUCUCUCUCUCUCUCUCCUCUGUCUCUCUCGCUGUCUGUCUCUCCUCUGUCUCAUGCGCUGUCUCUCUCUCCUCUGUCUCACUCGCUUUCUCUCUCUCCCUCCCUCUGUCUCACUCACUCUCUCUCUCUUUCUCUCUCUGGGAGGAUUUGCUCUACAAGUAAUAAAGAGCAUAAACCAUUGGAAUAAAUUGCACAUUUAUAGGGCUGAAAGCGUAAGCCGUAUCUGCUCAAUCUAACAGCACAAAGCCAAUCUACUAACAAUAUAAUGAAUUCAUGGACUUUGUAGUGUAAUCAUCUGAAACUUAUUUAUUACAUUUGGGUUCAAUUCAAUUGUAAGCUUUCAGCUUUUUGAGCUGAAAGUGUACGUGUUAAUUUAAGAAAACAAAAACAAAUCUGGCUCCUCAGUGGAAUUUUUAUAAACUUUGUGAAAGCCAAUCCAAGGCAGCAGAUCAGUCAUCAGCAUGACAGACAUCAUCUGUUGGAUAUCAGUGUGGUAGUCGGCUGUCCUGUAUCACUCGUUUGCAACCAUUUUUAUUCUUUUUUUGUUGUGCGUGAGUCAUUCUCUGUCUUUUUGGUAUUUGUGAAUUCAUUUGUUUCUUCAAGUCUAAAAUGAGGGAACUUCACGUAAAGGCACUCAUCAUGUGUAUGUUUAAGCCUGUAUCCCACACCGGGGUAAGAGUAUUGUCCUAAAUUCUUCAAGCCCCAUACCCUCUGGUCCCAGCACUCCUGGAAAUAAAAACAUAAUGAAAUAGUACUGGCAAUAAUGCUAUUUGUUAUUUUGGCACUAUGCAACUAAUACCAUUAGUAUGUGCAACUAAUAAGCGGUGAGCUGUGUACUGUUAAAUGGUACCAAUCAGCAAACUUUGGCAUAAUGUACGAUAAUGCAAUCGCCAGUUAUUGUACCUUAAUAUUGAUUAAAAUGGAAGGAGCACUUUGCUCAAAAUGUCUGGCUUUGACGAAAAAAAAUCGUUCCACGCGUAUGCGUAGAUCACGUGUAGCGACGUUCCCGUCGAACGCGUACCGUACGUUGUAACCGUCAGAUCUGUAUCGCUACGACAAAUCACGACAAACGAUCUACGAGGUCAGCCUUGUCUUCGAGGUGAAAUUUACACGUUCCCUUGUACAGUAUAUGAAGGCGUGUAUCAGCUAUAUCUCUCUGACCACAGGAAAGCAAUCCUGCAGCGUUGUUCUUGACCACCUGACAUCACUCCAUGUCGCGUGCCAUCUUCCUCUUCAGCUAUUUCCUCUUUGUAUUCCUGCAAAUGUCAUUUGUUUUAACUGGUGUUGAGCUUUAUAUUACCGCACAACCAUGCAACCAAAAAUUACCAAAUAUGUGCUCAUUUUGUUUGUGUUGAUUUUUUUUUUUUUUCAUUGUAGCCUGUAUUUUAAGAUCCUAUUCUCAGGGUUGAGCCUUACAUUCUCUGUCAUGUUUCUACUCCCGAAUUUAUUUAUCCAGGACUGACUACUAGAACACUCAGUCAGCGCUAAAUAAUAAAUUGGCUUCUUUUAUUUUCUCAAACGCA
Hemibagrus wyckioides is the source of this 5563-nucleotide messenger RNA. RefSeq names its product transcription factor 20. The transcript has 7 exons. Gene Ontology annotation, biological process: regulation of transcription by RNA polymerase II. Bases 425 to 3163 code for a protein of 912 amino acids. The record is from RefSeq and is a predicted model, not a curated record. Gene Ontology annotation, cellular component: nucleus. NCBI's taxonomy places the organism in Eukaryota, Metazoa, Chordata, Actinopteri, Siluriformes, Bagridae.